Ichthyophthirius multifiliis is the source of this 301-nucleotide messenger RNA. RefSeq lists its product as hypothetical. The record is from RefSeq and is a predicted model, not a curated record. Gene Ontology annotation, molecular function: voltage-gated potassium channel activity. NCBI's taxonomy places the organism in Eukaryota, Ciliophora, Oligohymenophorea, Hymenostomatida. Gene Ontology annotation, biological process: regulation of membrane potential; potassium ion transmembrane transport. The transcript is spliced from 3 exons.
AUGAUUACAGUUGGGUUUGGUGAUAUAACUCCUGUUGCUACAAAUGAAAAACUUUUCGUUAUUGUGGAAACAUUAGGCGGGUCUUUAUUAUUUGCGUAUACUGUAAAUACUGUAGGAAGUAUUUUUUAAGAAUUGGCUUAGAAGGAGUCUGAUUUUAAUAAAAAAAAAUACGAAAUUUCAGUUUAUAUGAGAACAAGGAAAUGUUUAAAUUAAUGUAUAGUGCGGAAAUCAUGAAAAAUAAAUUAUGGAAAUAAACGCAGGUAAUUUUUUCGGAUAAACCGAAUUUUUUAGCAAUUUAAUU